Ilex paraguariensis (yerba mate) is the source of this 2334-nucleotide messenger RNA. NCBI's taxonomy places the organism in Eukaryota, Viridiplantae, Streptophyta, Magnoliopsida, Aquifoliales, Aquifoliaceae. The record is from the annotation of a GenBank genome assembly.
GGUGGGGUGGGAUCCCACCCUCCACCUCCGCCGCCACCUCCUCCUCCGUGGACCUCUGCAACAAAUACGGGUCCACGGUUAGAUACACCUCCUCAAAGUCUUACCUAUUCGCAUACCAAAUGACUUGGAAGGAAUUUUAUAUUUGACUUUGAAGCUGAAAAGGGUUUGUUGUUUGAGGUGAGGGUGGGUUGUGGUCUGGUUUCUGUUGGUUUUGAUGGGUGGGUAUGAUCUGGGGUUCGGUUGGUCUGCAUGUUGAGUGGUUUUGAUGGGUUUCAAGAAGUUUUGAUUCAUGUGAGUUGAGAUAAAACUUUGAUAAGCAUGGCCUGAUUUUUUAGUAAGUAGAUUAAGUUCUGUAUGAAGGCUAGUUUAAUCUGUAAUUCAGGGUUUGUGUAUUUCACUGGAUGUGGAAUUUGUUUGUUCAUUGUUUUUCUUUUAAUGGGUUAGAAGAAAUGGUGUAUAUGGAGCUUUGUAAACUGUGAUAUAAGGAUUUUGGAGGAAAAUCUUGAUUUCAAGCCUCCUUCUCAGCAAGAGGAAGUGAGAAAGAAGAAUUGGUUGAUUUGUGGUUAUCAGGUCUUCUAGGGGUUGAGAUGGGGGACGAGGCUAAUUCUUGGUUACGAAGAACAAAAUUUUCUCACACCGUCUAUUAUCGGUUGGAUGCAACAAGAUUGGCCUCUGUUCCUUUCACGAUUCAGCCAAACAGAAUUUCGGGUAUGAAAUUGAGACCUGGAACAGCUUUUGUUAAUGUAAAACCAGGCCCCACUAGUGUGCAGAUUCAGCAAAAUCCUACCACAAGCAAGCAGAGGGCUGUAUCACCUCUACCAGCAACCAAGCUUUCUGAUACAUUUAAGGAGGCUAGGUCAGAUCGGAAGAGAUUUUCAACUCCACAUCCUAGAAGAAAAGAACCAGAGAAGGGAAUUGGAGGCAAGUUGUUUCACAAAGAUUCAGAAGAAACCAAAGCAACUGACUCACAGUCACCCUUGAAUACGCACCCGCUUAGGCACUUCUCUUCGAUGAAAUUUACCGAUAAAUCAAGGAGCUGGAAGGAGUCUGCAUGGACAAAGUAUUUUGACCAUAAUGGGGGAAGGGUUACCUCGGUGGAAACAGAAGAUGAGUAUAGGGUCGAUUUGUCAAAGCUGUUUCUUGGCCUUAGAUUUGCUCAUGGAGCACAUAGUCAGCUUUACCAUGGGAUAUAUAAGGAUGAACCUGUUGCCGUGAAAAUUAUCAGGGUGCCGGAUGAUGACGAAAAUGAAGCCCUAGCAGCAAGGUUGGAGAAGCAAUUCAAUAGGGAAGUCACUCUCUUGUCUCGUCUCCACCAUCAAAAUGUCAUAAAGUUUGUAGCAGCGUGCAGGAAGCCACCAGUUUUUUGCAUCAUCACAGAAUAUCUCUCCGAGGGUUCUUUGAGGGCAUAUCUUCACAAGCUUGAGGACAAAUCUCUUCCCUUACAGAAGCUGAUCACAAUGGCUCUGGAUAUUGCUCGAGGAAUGGAAUACAUUCACUCACAAGGCAUUAUUCAUAGGGACCUCAAACCUGAGAAUAUACUGAUUAAUCAAGAUUUUCAACUGAAAAUUGCUGAUUUUGGAAUAGCUUGUGAGCAGGCAUAUUGUGAUGUUCUGGCAGAUGACCCAGGAACUUACCGUUGGAUGGCACCCGAGAUGAUCAAACGCAAGUCCUAUGGUCGGAAGGUUGAUGUAUAUGGCUUUGGACUCAUUUUAUGGGAAAUGAUGGCUGGAACUAUCCCUUAUGAGGAUAUGACACCCGUACAAGCUGCUUUUGCUGUAGUCAACAAGAACCUGAGACCAGCUGUCCCUGGGAACUGCCCUGCUGCCAUGAGAACUCUAAUUGAGCAAUGUUGGUCUUUGCAACUAGAGAAGAGGCCUGAGUUUUGGCAGGUGGUAAAGGUAUUAGAGCAGCUCAAGUCUUCGCUUGCCCACGAUGGAACCCUAAAUCUGGUACAAAACCAAACAUGUCAAGAUCAUAAGAAGGGGCUCGUUCAUUGGAUUCAAAAGCUUGGUCAAACGCGUCCAAAUAAACCUAAAUUCUCAUGACUUUUUCCAAUGAUUCUGCUUUUGCAGCAUCACCAGGUCACAAUGUAAUUAAAAACCUUCUCAACAAGCCUCUUUUAUUGUAUUUCUCUGUUCCUCUUUGAUGCAAAUGUGAAUGAUCUAGAUUGUAGACCUUCAUUGAGGCAGCAAUGAUUUUCUCUUGUAUACUUGUGCAAAACGCCUGAUUUGAGGAUGGCACAAAUAUUUUUGGGCCAAAAACAACUUGAUUUUGUUUAUUGUUUCGCGUUUAAUGUUGUGCUUGUCUAUGUUUUUGUUUUUUUUUUUUUGGUAU